Messenger RNA from Cyphellophora europaea CBS 101466, 774 nucleotides. RefSeq names its product 1-(5-phosphoribosyl)-5-[(5-phosphoribosylamino)methylideneamino] imidazole-4-carboxamide isomerase. Gene Ontology annotation, biological process: L-histidine biosynthetic process; L-tryptophan biosynthetic process. The record is from RefSeq and is a predicted model, not a curated record. The coding region runs from base 1 to 774 and encodes 257 amino acids. The transcript is spliced from 3 exons. Lineage: Eukaryota; Fungi; Ascomycota; Eurotiomycetes; Chaetothyriales; Cyphellophoraceae. Gene Ontology annotation, molecular function: 1-(5-phosphoribosyl)-5-[(5-phosphoribosylamino)methylideneamino]imidazole-4-carboxamide isomerase activity. Gene Ontology annotation, cellular component: cytoplasm.
AUGACAAAGUUCCGCCCCUGCAUAGAUUUGCACUCCGGCCAGGUGAAGCAGAUCGUGGGCGGCACCCUCGGCACUGUGGCCUCGGACCUCAAGACCAAUUUCGUGUCUACGCACAGCGCGGCCUACUACGCCGGCCUCUACCGUGAUGCUAAGUUGACAGGGGCGCACGUUAUCAUGCUAGGUCCUGGGAACGAGGAUGCCGCAAAGGAGGCGCUGCGCGAGUGGCCCGGCGGGUUGCAGGUGGGUGGUGGGAUUAAUGACCAGAAUGCAGCUACGUGGAUCGAGCGGGGUGCUGAAAGGGUCAUUGUCACAUCGUUUCUUUUUCCAGAAGGACGUUUCUCGUUAGAGCGGCUGCAAGCCGUGCUUUCUGCGUUGGGGGGCGACAAGGAGAGGCUGGUUAUUGACCUUAGCUGCCGGAGGACUGGGAGCACGUGGUUCGUGGCGAUGAAUAAGUGGCAGACCAUUACGGAGAUGGAGGUGACGAAGGAAAGUAUCGAGUUGCUGGAGCCCUAUUGCUCCGAGUUUCUGGUUCACGCCGCCGAUAAUGAAGGCCUUCAGCAGGGCAUCGACGUUGAGCUUGUCAAGCGGCUGUCAGAGUGGUGCAGCGUUCCCGUCACCUACGCCGGCGGCGCGAGAACUGUGGCCGAUCUCGAUCUUGUGAAGGAAACCAGCAGCGGCAAAGUCGAUCUCACAAUAGGAAGCGCCCUAGAUGUCUUUGGUGGUAGCGGCGCACAGUUCGAUGACUGCAUUGCGUGGAACGAGAAGAAUGCGUAA